GCCGCGGAGGGCGCUGCCCCGCGCCCCGGGCCGGCCCCGGUCUUGGGCUCUGGGAAGGAGAGUCGGCCCCGGGGCCGAAGAACCCGGGCGGACGGGGGCGCUGCAGAGGUGCGAGGUCGCGGCCGGAGCCGAGCCCGACGCGGCGUCUCCAGUCGCGGGCUGGCGCUUGGGCGCUGCCCCGGGUGUGCGCCCCGACCCCGCUCCGGCCCCCGACGUCGGCGAGGCGGCCCCGGGAGCAUGAGCGGGCAGCGCGUGGACGUCAAGGUGGUGAUGCUGGGCAAGGAGUACGUGGGCAAGACGAGCCUCGUGGAGCGAUACGUGCACGACCGCUUCCUCGUGGGGCCCUAUCAGAACACCAUCGGGGCCGCCUUUGUGGCUAAGGUGAUGUCUGUCGGAGACAGGACCGUGACUUUGGGUAUCUGGGACACAGCGGGCUCUGAGCGCUACGAAGCUAUGAGCAGGAUCUACUACCGAGGCGCCAAGGCUGCUAUUGUCUGCUAUGACCUCACAGACAGCAGCAGCUUCGAGCGAGCCAAGUUCUGGGUGAAGGAAUUGCGCAGCCUAGAGGAGGGCUGUCAGAUCUACCUUUGUGGCACUAAGAGUGACCUGCUGGAGGAGGACCGGCGGCGCCGCCGAGUGGACUUCCACGAUGUCCAGGACUAUGCAGACAGUGUGAGGCUUCCAUCACUUCUCUUUACAGAUAUCAAAGCUCAGCUCUUUGAAACAUCCAGCAAGACAGGGCAGAGUGUGGACGAGCUCUUCCAGAAAGUGGCAGAGGACUACGUCAGCGUAGCCGCCUUCCAGGAGAUGACAGAGGACAAAGGCGUGGAUCUGGGCCAGAAGGCAAACCCUUACUUCUACAGCUGUUGUCACCACUGAGUCACCACUCACCUGGCCUGGGGGAUUAAAGGAGUUCCCCAGAGGGGCUGGACCCAGCUCCUGUCUGGGCUAGGGUAGUCACAUGACUGAGCUACCCAGUCCCCGUGGCAGCAGAGGUGGCACCUGCCUGUGCUGGCCACGGAGCGCUCGGAGCAGCACUGGGCUGGCGGGGCACGAGGAGGGCUAAGAGCUGAUUUGGACCCCGGGCUUUUGCCCUGGAUGGCACCUGUGUCUGCAGACUAUUUAAGUGGCUUCCGAUCUGUAAAUAAAAUCAGUGCACUGUGAACCACA
Messenger RNA from Tupaia belangeri chinensis (Chinese tree shrew), 1170 nucleotides. RefSeq names its product RAB24, member RAS oncogene family (gene RAB24). Lineage: Eukaryota; Metazoa; Chordata; Mammalia; Scandentia; Tupaiidae. Bases 238 to 879 code for a protein of 213 amino acids. Gene Ontology annotation, molecular function: GTP binding; GTPase activity. The record is from RefSeq and is a predicted model, not a curated record. The transcript is spliced from 8 exons.